AUGUCGUCCGACUCGGUGAAACUGUCGAAAAAUCUUCUCCGCAUGAAGUUCAUGCAGAGAGGAUUGGACGCGGAGACCAAAGAGCAGCUGCGAGAGGACGACAAACGGAUCAUCAGUGAUCAGCACUGGUACCUGGACCUACCCCAACAAGCCGCCAAAGAGAACAUGAUCGUGGAAGAGAAAAGCGUGGUUCAGCUGGAGGAGCUUUUGUACGGCCGCGUGUCCUUCAAAGGUUUCAACCCGGAAGUGGAGAAGCUGAUGGCGUCCAUCAAUCCUCGCGGACGAGAAGAAGCCGACGUGGACAUCGGACGCAUGCAGACGGACGUGACGGACGAAGAGAUGGCUCUACGGUACGAGAGUUUAGUGGGAAGCCUGAAAAAGAAGUUCGCCAGCAAGCGCCAAAGAUCGUCCGUCGAAGAGGAGCCGGACGCCGACCGGGAUGACAAGAAGAGAAUGUUCGUCAAGCCUCGCGAUUGA
Molecule: messenger RNA, 477 nt
Organism: Nerophis lumbriciformis (worm pipefish)
Lineage: Eukaryota; Metazoa; Chordata; Actinopteri; Syngnathiformes; Syngnathidae
Source: RefSeq, a predicted model, not a curated record